CAAUUUUUUUUACUAAGCCUAACAAAAUAAACCCUAAUUUCUCAAUCCAGGUGAAAUUGUGGGUGACUCAACCUCCAAAGAUUUCAAAAGCUAGCAACUUUAGUUAUGCUCGUUGUCGUAGUAACAAAUCAAGGAGCAAUGCAACAAACCCAGGAGUCGUGUUCGUCUGUAAUAGAUUUCUGUGUGUUAUCGAAAGAAAUGAUGAGAGGAAAUUCUCUGGGAAGGUUAUGAUGAAAUCUUCAGUUAAUUUCAGACAGAAUCUCUCUGUUGCAUUAGUUCGGAUAGUUUCUGUCCUACUUGUCUCUUCCAUUUCUGUUGUUACCACUGAUUCACCACCAUCAUGGGGUCUUAGUGAGGAGAAUCUUCUCUUCCUCGAGGCUUGGAGAACGAUUGAUCGAGCAUAUAUUGAUAAAACCUUUAAUGGGCAAAGCUGGUUUCGUUACAGAGAGACUGCUUUAAGGAAUGAGCCUAUGAACACUCGAGAAGAGACAUACAUGGCUAUCAAGAAAAUGGUUGCAACACUAGAUGAUCCUUUUACUCGAUUCCUGGAGCCCGGAAAGUUUAAGAGUUUGCGGUCCGGGACUCAAGGGGCGGUUACGGGUGUUGGGCUGUCGAUAGGUUACCCCGCUGCAUCAGAUGGACCACCAGCUGGGCUUGUUGUUAUAUCAGCUGCUCCAGGAGGUCCUGCAAAUAGGGCUGGAAUUUCACCUGGGGAUGUUAUUCUAGGAAUUGAUAAUACAACCACAGAAACUCUCACCAUAUACGAUGCUGCACAAAUGUUGCAGGGACCUGAAGGAAGUACAGUGGAGCUAGCGAUUCAUAGUGGACCUGAGACGAGACUCUUAACUUUGACGCGAGAGCGGGUUUCUGUGAAUCCGGUGAAGUCAAGAUUAUGUGAACUUCCUGGUUCUGGGAGUAAUUCCCCUAAGAUUGGGUAUAUCAAGCUAACAACAUUCAACCAAAAUGCUUCUAGUGCGGUAAGAGAAGCAAUUGAAACCUUGAGAGGCAACAAUGUAAAUGCAUUCGUCUUGGACCUUCGAGACAAUAGUGGAGGUUCUUUCCCAGAAGGAAUUGAGAUUGCUAAAUUUUGGUUAGAUAAAGGAGUGAUUGUGUAUAUUUGCGAUAGUCGAGGUGUUAGAGAUAUAUAUGAUACUGAUGGAAGCAAUGCUAUAGCAACCUCUGAGCCUCUUGCCGUUCUCGUUAACAAAGGCACCGCAAGUGCCAGCGAGAUAUUAGCAGGCGCCUUGAAAGAUAACAAACGAGCUCUGGUUUAUGGAGAACCAACUUAUGGAAAAGGCAAGAUACAGUCGGUUUUUGAGCUUUCUGAUGGUUCGGGCUUGGCAGUAACAGUUGCUCGCUAUGAAACACCAGCUCACACAGAUAUAGACAAGGUUGGUGUUACUCCUGAUCAUCCAUUGCCAAAGUCGUUUCCGAAAGAUGAAGAGGCGUUCUGUGGAUGCCUUAAGGAUCCAACAGCUGCUUGUUAUCUCAAUCAAGGUUUACUUUUUUCUAGAUGAUUUUGAUUUGUUCAAACUUUGUUCUGAGAUCAUAUGAGUAAAGUUCAUUAACUCAA
Messenger RNA from Arabidopsis arenosa, 1573 nucleotides. NCBI's taxonomy places the organism in Eukaryota, Viridiplantae, Streptophyta, Magnoliopsida, Brassicales, Brassicaceae. The record is from the annotation of a GenBank genome assembly.